This is a messenger RNA of Adineta ricciae, 1101 nucleotides long. The record is from the annotation of a GenBank genome assembly. Lineage: Eukaryota; Metazoa; Rotifera; Eurotatoria; Adinetida; Adinetidae.
AUGAAUAUAUUCAAUCGUUUUCUAUUCAAUUAUGCAAAGUUUACUCAAAUCAAUGAACGAUGUGUGCAUUAUUUAUCUCAAGCAAAUCCAAUUCGUCAACCAAAAGAUUUAGUGACAUGUAUUCUAAACAAUGUAAUUUAUCAUGAUGAUCAAAUCAUUCUUUUGAAUAAACCACCCGGUGUGAUUGUUCUGGAUGAAACGUGGGAUAGGAAAACAGUACAAGUAACUAAUGAGGAUCACGAUGACGACGAACAAGAUCAUUCGAAUGUGAGAAACUCGAAUCCUUGCACGAUUCAAUAUCAUAUGCCACAAUUUCGGUCGGCGCUCAAAUGGGAUCAUUUCUUUCCUUGUAUACGAACCCCGAAUGAACCGAGUGGCUUACUCAUGUACACUCAAAAUGCUCAAUUACACGAUAAUAUUAAAAAAACGGCCAUGCGUUUAUUUCGAAAAUCGAGAGAACCUUAUAUAACAUUUUACGGCAUAACGACAUCAAUUCCCAGGAAAUUAGAAGAUUGUCAUCACAUGAUGGUUGAACGACAUCUUUACAAAGAGCAAUAUUUAUCGUAUGAAGUUUUUGAAGCAAGUUCCAAUGCAAUUAAACAUGGCCGAGUAUACAAUGGAACUGUUCAACAUCGAACACUGUCAGUUAACGAUGAAUUGAAAGUCGCUCUGGUUGAAUUCAAAACAACGACAUGUACGUGGGAUUUCGUUGAACUCUACUGUUUACGUCAAUGCGCUCCUCUACUCGGCGACCAUAAAUAUUGGAAUCGAAUAAAAACUGUCGGUGGUGUUCCAAUGUAUAUUAAUCCAAUCAAACAUGAGAUUUAUCCAGCUAAACAACAAUUGAAUAAGCAUGUUCGGUUGGCACUUGAUCUUUACGGUCUGCAAAUCGUUUGUCCAUUACAUUUGCAUCUGACCGACUUCAAUCUACCGAAGAAAUAUCGACGUCAGCCAAUUAGCGUGCAUUACCAAGCACGACCGUUUCCUUACUUUUACGAAACUUUGGAAAGGUUGAAGUUAACAUUUCCAGAGGAUCUAGAUUUGAAUAAACCAUUCGAACAGCAUAUCGAUCAUGAAUUUGAAGAAGCAAUCAAUCGAUAA